CUCACAGACAGUCACAGACACAUCCAACGAGCCCGACCGCCAGAGCUCGCCGCCGUCCUCCGCAGACAAUCCACCAUGGCGAUGGUGCUGGGGAUGGUGCUGGGGAAGAUCCCGGUGGAGACGCCCAAGCACGAGGUCCUCCACACCGGCGCCGGCUACGAGAUCCGCAAGUACCCGCCCAGCAUCGCCGCGGAGUUGACCUACGAUCCCAAGGAGAUGAGAGGAGACCCUGAUGGCGGGUUCACCGUCCUCGCCAACUACAUCGGGGUCCUCGGAAAGCCGCAGAACACCAAGCCCGAGAAGAUCGCCAUGACGGCUCCCGUCAUCACCACCGGCAGCGGCAGCGGCGGCGACGGCGAGAAGAUCGCCAUGACGGCCCCCGUCAUCACCACCGGCGGCGGCGAGCCCGAGCCCAUCGCGAUGACCGCGCCGGUGAUUACGGACGACCAGCAGGCGCCGGGCAAGGUGACAAUGCAGUUCCUGCUGCCGUCCAAGUACACCAGGGUGGAGGAGGCGCCGCGGCCGACGGACGAGCGGGUGGUGAUCCGCGAGGUGCCGGAGAGGAAGUUCGGCGUGGCGAGGUUCAGCGGGGUGGCCACGGACAGGACGGUGAGGGAGAAGGCGAAGGGACUUAAGGCCGCCCUGGAGAAGGACGGGUACACCAUCAAGGUCCCGUUCGUGCUGGCGCGGUACAACCCGUCGUUCACGCUCCCGCCGCUGCGCACCAACGAGGUCAUGUUCCCCGUCGAGUGAUCCGGCAAGGCGCCGGCCACCGCCCAGCUACCGGCCGCGGUUCUUCUGUGAAAUGACGGCUUGAGGUUCAGGAGGAACUGUGUUUGUAUUUUGUAUCUGUAUUUCUCUUGAAGUUGUUGUAGAAUAUGCUUUAUGCAACGAGUUAUGGAUAAAUUUUACUACUCUUCGAUCAAUGAAGAACUAAACCCUGGUGUGGAUCCGUAUUUCAGACAGUUUUUAGUUAUAAGGUAUAAAGCAAUUUACAUUUAUAUUAUAAAGUACUAUCUCGGACUCUCAGUUAUUGAAU
Messenger RNA from Zea mays, 1039 nucleotides. RefSeq lists its product as uncharacterized. The transcript has a single exon. The record is from RefSeq and is marked predicted. The coding region runs from base 76 to 753 and encodes 225 amino acids. Lineage: Eukaryota; Viridiplantae; Streptophyta; Magnoliopsida; Poales; Poaceae.